AUGGAGAAUACUCAGAAGGUGGCCACUGCAACAAAGAAGCUCAUCAAUGAUCCAGAUAAGGCCGUAUCGGAAUCACUCGAUGGGUUUAUUUUACUUAAUCCUCAUCUAAAACUACUGCCUCCAAGUACAAUCAUCAGGCAGAGCAAGAAAUCACGAGUGGCAGUCCUGUCUGGUGGCGGAUCUGGGCACGAGCCAUCGCAUAUUGGAUUUGUUGGAAAUGGAAUGUUGGAUGCAGCUGUGUGUGGGAGUGUCUUCUCGUCUCCUACUUCCAUGCAGGUCACGGAAGCUGUGAAAGCUGUAUCUACAGGGAGAGGGAUCCUCAUGAUUGUGAAAAACUAUACAGGAGACAGAUUACAGUUUGGUGUUGCUGCUGAGAAUUUGAAACGUCUCUCAAAAGAAGCUGUCGAGAUGGUCAUUGUCGCUGAUGAUUGUUCUAUUCCACGUUCACGAGUCGGAGGUGCCGGUAGAAGAGGUCUUGCUGGAACAGUGUUUGUACAUAAAAUCGCUGGAAGUGCUGCUCGAAGUGGCUUGCCUUUGCAAGAAGUAGCUCGCCGAGCUACGUUGGUCAGUAAACUUAUUGGAACUGUUGGAGUAGCUCUCUCUUCGUGCUCAGUACCAGGUCAACCAUCAACAUUUGAAAUUGGUGCAAAUGAGAUUGAGUUGGGACUAGGGAUACAUGGAGAGCCAGGAUACGCUCGAAUACAGAUGGCAACCUCAAAACAGAUUGUGCGAGCUUGCCUGGAUCGAAUCUUGGAUCCAUCCGACGAAUACCAUUACUUGCAACUCUUUCAGGACGAUCUGAUAGCUCUUAUGGUGAACAAUAUGGGCGCAACGAGUAUUUUGGAAAUGGGUAUCGUCGUCAACGAUGCAGUACAGUAUCUUACAGGUCGUGGAUAUGUGGUUGUGAGAAUAUACAGUGGUCAUUUCAUGACAUCACUCGAGAUGCAAGGAGUAUCACUCUCUAUUCUACGUAUACCAGAAGGAUCUGAAGGCGAUACUAUACUCGCCUCACUCGACGAGCCAGUGGAGUGCAGUUCUUGGAAGCAGCCAGUGCUCUUUACAAAUAUUGUGAAACCAAGCGAAUCGUUCUAUCCAGCACCAUCAGCCGCUGAAUCAACAACAGAGGCAGAGACGUUCACACCUGUAUCCCGUGAAGCAUUAAAACUUCAUCAGAUUAUCACGACCAUAUGUGAAUCUCUUAUAAGUAAUCGUGAUAGGUUGAACGAGUUGGAUAGGUUGGUUGGAGAUGGUGAUUGUGGGUCUACUUUAUCAACGGCUGCCAAUAGUCUACUGGAAGUGUUGGGAGGGAAGGAUGUUGGCGGUGAAGUGUGGGAGAGUGGUAUAGAUCUCGACUCUCCACUAGAUAUCUUUCACAAGAUUGCCGAAACUUCCGAAAAACACAUGGGAGGGACUAUGGGCGCUUUUUUCUCAAUCUUUUUCAACGCUGCUGCGAAUUCAUGGAAGUCGGAAUUGCUUUCUGUCGACCAUCUUACAAGCCUCACCAUCACGAAAGCUUUCGAAUGGGGAUUGGCUGCUGUGGAGUCGUAUGGUGGCGCCAAACUUGGUGAUCGAACACUGAUUGAUGCUCUGAGACCUGCUCUAGAAGCAAUGUCAAUAGCUUCAGGUCUAGAUGCAAGUACCAAGGAAAUACUUGAUCAAGGAAUAUUGGCAGCUCGUGUCGGCGCUACAGCGACCUCCCAAAUGCCAACAGCCAAGUUUGGAAGGAGCUCUUACAUAGGCAAGAGUUUGGCGGGAUCCCCAGAUCCAGGUGCUGAAUCGAUUGUUAUUAUAUUGGAAGCUAUUGCAGAAGCUAUGACCGAGUAG
Molecule: messenger RNA, 1824 nt
Organism: Synchytrium microbalum
Lineage: Eukaryota; Fungi; Chytridiomycota; Chytridiomycetes; Synchytriales; Synchytriaceae
Exons: 9
Coding region: 1-1824 (607 amino acids)
Biological process (GO): glycerol catabolic process
Cellular component (GO): cytosol
Molecular function (GO): glycerone kinase activity
Source: RefSeq, a predicted model, not a curated record